GAAAAAGUUGUGUUUGUGUGUGUCCUGAAUGGAUUAAAAUGAGGUUUGUGCAUGGAGUCGGACACCUUCCUCCAGACAAAUGGCUCUUGUCAUAUACUGUUCCCAAAGAGAGAGAGAGAGAGCUCUUAUAACCAAACACAACCACAGAGGCAGAAGACAGUCACAUCCUUCUGCUCUCUGCCUGCUCAGUGUCUGGAAUUUAUUUCUAUUUUAAGGUCAGUGUGGUUGCAAACUAAUGUAGUACUACUAGUAAGUUGUAUAUUUAGUUAUAGCUCUGUAUUUGUGUGUAAAUUCAUAAAGAGGAGAUUUUUCCUCAGUUUUGCAUGGCUGCAUGUCAUAUUUUGAGGUUUACAUCUAUAUUGUGACUCAUUUUUAAUUCCUCUGCUUUCUCCUGCAGGGCUUCCAUGAAGGGAGAAACAGUGGAUUGAUUAUUCGUAGCUCCAGUAGGAAAAUGGUUCCAGUUAAACUCCUCAUUCUGGGAGCUCAGAACACUGGAAAAACAGGCAGCUCUCUCUCCAGUGACCAUGUCUGUUUUGUGUCUCCAGCACUGUGUGUUCGUUUCAUAACCAAGCGCUUUAUUGGCGAAUACGACCAUAAAAAGGAGGUGACCUACAGAUGCAGCCGGGCGGUCGACCAGGAAACUGUUGAUCUGGAGAUCUUGGACGUAGCUUGUAAGGAGAGCUCUGUGGCUUCUCUGGAGUCUUCCAUCCGCUGGGCCGAUGGCUUCCUGCUGCUCUACUCCAUCACACAACGCUGCAGCUUCCUGGAGGUCCCACGACUCAAGACACUCAUCGACAAAACCAAACACAGCCUGAUUGUUCCUACAGUGAUGGUAGCCAAUAAAGCAGAUUUGGAAAUUGGCAGGGAGGUGACAACAGAGGAAGGACAGAGACUUGCGAAUGAUUUAAGGUGUGGUUUCAGGGAGUUGUCCGUGGCCGAAGCAGUUUUUGCUGUGGAAGCAGCUGUGUUUCAGCUCAUUAGGCAGGUGUUGGAUCAGCAGCGCCCUCUGCCUGACCGCCGCUCCUACAUGCUGACUGUUCGCCACGCUCUGACCAGGAAACUGACCCGAUCCAAGACCAUGCAGUGGUGACAGGCAAUCCAAACUUUUGACAUUUGUCUGUUUUUAUUUAGAGCUCAUGAUUGAAACUUUAAGCUUUGUCAGUCAGGAUGUGUGGAGAGAAAUGGAAGAAAGAAGAAAUCCUCUGAAGAGUUUUGUUUUUUUGAACUAAAGCUCUGUUAAUGUUCAAGACAUCUAGUGUAUAUGUGGACCGGUUUCAGAGUUUUUAUGCAACACAGAGGAUUUGGCUGUUUCCUGGCUUAAACAUGCAACGUCUGGCUUUCUGGACUCAUGGGUCUCGAGGCCUUGGUUUCAAAAAAUAAUACAGGAAACAUGCACAACAUGACAGUUGUUUUGCAAAGCAGAUAAAGCAGAUGAGCAUUCGAACUUGGAGUAUAUGUGUGCUGCCAAUUCACCUUCACUGAUUUUAUCGCACAUCCCUGCUCAGUCAGGAGUAAUCUGGAAAAGAGGUUAAAGCAGGUUGAAGACGGUACUAGAAGGAGAAAUAAGGGAUCAACAGGUAAAGCUUUAAUACUGGGCUCCUCGCAUCACCUUUAAAAGCAGCAGACAGUUUAAUGGGCUUGGAUGAGAGUCCAAAACAGUCAGAGAAGCUGGAUGGAUAAUAUCAUUUUUAGGUUGAAUUUUUCAUACAUCCUGAAUUUUAUAGAAAGAUAACAAUACUUAGGCAGUUAGACUAGGAACACACUGAAACACAAGUAAAAUAUCAUUCUUUUAUUACUGUCUGUUGCAUAUUUUACAAGCAGUUUAGUAUCAUGAAUGCAUUUUAUUGUGCAUUUGCAGUUUGUCCUGGUUUGUUUGUGUGAUCCAUCCUCCAGUAGAGGGCGGUGCAGCACUUUAUCUGAUGGAGACUUUGGCACAUUAUUUGGCCAGAGGUAUCCAGUUUGACUACACAUGAACUACUUUGUGUGGACCUCAACCUCUUGAUGAGUCUUUGGAGAUCUUUUCCACAAAAUUCUGUGGAAAACCUCCCCAGAAGAGCAGAUUAGUAACAGAGAAAUGCCGCAGUUUUGGAAUGAAGCAAUCAAAAAAUGACAUUUAGGUCCGUCAGCUUCAUUAUCUUCACUCAAGUUCAUUUUAAUAAUGUGAUAUUUUUGUGUGUAAUUCAUACAAGAGGCACUAAAAUUCAUCAGUCUGUGAGCAAAGCGGUUAAAGUUGCCCUUGCAGUUGGAGUGUACAGAUGAUGUAAGAGUGUGUAAAGAAUGAGGCUGGCUUUCAUUUCAGUCUUGGCGUUAAUCGAGUGUGUCUUCACGUUUCUCCUCAUGCAUCUUGCUUUCCUCUGAACUUGUGAACUUUAUGAUCAACGAGAGACAUCUGUAAAAAAAAAAAAAGAAAAAAAGAGACAGGAAAAAGCAAUCCAGUGAGAGACGGAAAAUAAAACGGACUGUAACAGGGAAGGAAAACUCUGGGCUUUUUUUUGGCAUCCUAGACAUCUAUAAGCAGCAAAAAAGAAGAAGAAUAUGAGCUGUUCUGUUGCAGCCACAGCUAUCUGUGAAGACAUUAUAGGAAAUUGGAUGUGUGCUUACUCUCUCUCAUCCCUCCACUCUGACCUCCCCCAUGACCAUUUACCAUAUUCCGCAUCAACUACUCCACCCAGCUACCACCAACCAACCAACCACAGAACUCCAUGGACUUAUAUAUAAACACAGAAGAUGUGAAUGUGCAGACAGUUACAGAUUUCGGCUCUAGAUUUUCUUUAUAUCAAACCACAUUUGGCUGCUUUUUAUAGCAGCAGCCACUCUGUUAUUUAUCGUUCUGUGAUCUCCUUUUUGCAAUGUCGCUCUCAUUGUUGACAAAGUGAAAUUACUGUUUUCUCCCCAUGACACUAUUGGCACCAGUUGGGGCACUGAGUUGGGGUGAUUAUUCCUUGCUAACUGUUGUUAAAUAUUAAAAGACUGCUUUGAAACAGAAGUCAUGACUAGCAAAGUAUGAAUUGCUAUUCACCCACAUGAGCGGAUGCUACAGCGAAUAAGCCCAAGCGUGUUAACAGUGGAGCGAGAAAGAGCGUUGAUGUGAGGACUAAUUGCCUGGUAGUGACAGUGUGCAGCAGAGUGAACCCACCACUGACUCACACGGACACAUAAUCCACAUAGAAAACUGUGUUGUCCCCCACCCCGGAGGCUUUGAUGAUACCGCUCCCAUCACCUGUGAUGCCAACAAACCUGAGUGGAUUAGGGAGGCUUGAAGAGGAUGAUGGCAACAGGGAGAGCGCAUGACAUCACACCGGUCACCAAGGAGAUGAAAGGUCAGGACCCCGUGUCAACUCUCCAGCUCAGAAUAGAAGAUGAGUCAUGCCUGCAUCAUUGCACCAGCAGCCAAUCAGAAGCUGCCUGUCACAGCGCGCAUCAACGGAUGAAAAGCCAAUCGUGGACCUGCAGUGAAAAAGCACUGAGUUUCUUAUAAGUCUGUGUUUAUUUUAAAUACAUGCAUGACGUAAAAACGAUCAUUUCAUUCAUGCAGUGCGUGUGUCGUUGUCCAGGAGGAGGUGGACACUUACUUUCCAGAAAAGCUGACAGCUGUUUAUAUGUGCUGAUCAAAGCCAGUUGUAAACCGACGAUCUUCCGCCUACUUUACUGACAGACGCUUAUUUACAUCAGGAGACCACAGUUUAACAAUCAGGUUGAUUUAAUGAACACAAACUAACCAACACAAUUCAACAAACUCAUCAAAAUGGGAUUAGCUGUGAUUACAUGAUUUGCAGAUUGUCAUUAAAGGCAUCAUCAUUGAA
Molecule: messenger RNA, 3803 nt
Organism: Amphiprion ocellaris (clown anemonefish)
Lineage: Eukaryota; Metazoa; Chordata; Actinopteri; Pomacentridae
Exons: 7
Coding region: 452-1090 (212 amino acids)
Molecular function (GO): GTP binding; GTPase activity
Source: RefSeq, a predicted model, not a curated record